Plasmodium coatneyi is the source of this 1242-nucleotide messenger RNA. RefSeq lists its product as uncharacterized. The record is from RefSeq and is a predicted model, not a curated record. NCBI's taxonomy places the organism in Eukaryota, Apicomplexa, Aconoidasida, Haemosporida, Plasmodiidae. The transcript has a single exon. The coding region runs from base 1 to 1242 and encodes 413 amino acids.
AUGCUACACCUCAUGGCAGCAAACUUCAGAGGGGUUUCCCCCCGGAUGGGGAACCUACUCACAUGCUUCACGAAACGUUCCUACGAAAUACGACCCGCGCGUAAGGCACCCCUGUGUAAACACUUCUCGACUGAGACAAGUCCCCCCUUUGCCGACACGGUCCUACCUGAAAACGCCGUGACGUAUGAUACCCCCAAUUUCCACUUCAUCAUUUACGGCAUCCUACACGGACAGAUAAAUGAAAAAAAAUGUAGCGGUAAGGACGCCACUGAAUUUUUAAGCACAGUAAAACCGCAUUAUGUCCUCCUAGAACUGUGUCAACAAAGACUAAACAGAAUAAUGGACAUCCUUUCGAAUCGAGAAAAAAAAAAAAACUACGAAAAUAAUUACAGCAAAUUUACUUACCUGCCAAGAAUACAUAAUGGCUUUUUACAAAAUGAAUUCUUACCCAUUAUUGAAGAUGCCGUAAAAAAUAAAAGGAAAAUAUUUCUGCUCGAUAGGAACAUGGACACCAUUAGAAAUCGACUCGAUUCUAGACUCCUCUAUGACACCAGUGCUUACAGAAAAUUCUUCACGUACUGCAUUGAAUCCAUAUCGCUAAGGCACUACUCCGUUGAAGAAUUUACCAAACUGUAUAAACAGUAUGGUUCGUCGACGGCAACUGAUAAGGAAGCAGCAGAAGAGGGAGGAGAUAAACAAGGUUGUACCACUACACCGCAGGAUGCCGAUCAAAAGGGCGAAAGCGAAAUUUGGAAAAAAAUAAACCUGCUAGAGACGCUGAAUGAAAGAUUGAAAGAUCUGUCGAAGCCAACGUACGAUAUACUCGUGGAGGAAAAAUGUAAAUACAUGGCAAACAACAUUUGGUGUUUCCUCCUAAACAAUGAGGAACAUUUCUUUGAAAAAAAUCCCGUAAAGAAGACCAUUUUUAUCCUAUGCAGUGCGAACAUAGUUAACAAAUUGGUGCAGGAGAUGGACAGUGCAUAUAUCAGUCUAUGUAAAAGGUAUGAAUCUAAUCUAAGUAGUAACAGUAUGGAACACCUAGUAUUUGAAAAUCCGUAUACCUCCUACGGAACGUAUGUAAAACCACACUGGCCCCUCAUUUUUAUCAAGUACUAUUUCAUUCCUUCCUUCAUUUUAUACGCUACACUGAACACAUUUUAUGCGCUCACUGCAUGGAUUUACAAGUCUAAUUUCCAGAGAACUUCUUCCCCUUCGCAUACGAUCAUAGACAUAGAGGUGUAA